Thelazia callipaeda (thelaziosis nematode) is the source of this 657-nucleotide messenger RNA. The record is from the annotation of a GenBank genome assembly. NCBI's taxonomy places the organism in Eukaryota, Metazoa, Nematoda, Chromadorea, Rhabditida, Thelaziidae.
AUGAUGGGUUUAUUUGGAAAGGAUAAAAAAGUGGAUACUAAAGAAGCUGUCCGUGAAUUACAACGGAAAAUGCGCACUGAACUGCGGCAGUUAGAUCGUCAGAUCUAUGCUAUUGAACGGGAAGAAAUGAAAGUUAAAAGGCAAAUAAAAGAAUCAGCAAAGAAAGGUGAUCGAGAUGUGUGUGUUGUACUUGCAAAGUCAAUCAUACAAUCAAGAAGAGCUGUGUCGAAAAUUCACGGAACUAAAGCACAGAUUAAUUCAGUUGUCAUGGGUAUGCAGCAGCAGCUUGCUACAGUACGUAUGGCGGGCUCUUUGCAACAGUCUACGGAAGUUAUGAGGAACAUGCAACAUUUAGUAAAGGUGCCGGAAAUAAUGUCGACUAUGCGGGAGCUUUCUAAAGAAAUGAUGAAAAUAGGUAUUAUUGAUGAGAUGAUAGAAGAGACGAUGGAAGCAGUAGAACCAGAAGAGCUGGAAGAAGAAGCUCAGGAAGAAGUGGAUCGAAUACUUUAUGAGAUUACAGCUGGUGAAUUGGGUAAAGCUCCGUCUGCUGUGAGAGACACACUCGCGUUGGAACCACAGGGCAUAUUAGCAGGUACUGAAGGGCAAACUGUCGAUUACGACGAGAUGCGUGCUAGGUUGGAAUCGCUCAAAAACUGA